UUCGUCCUGCGGGCUGCGGCUUCGACAAAUCUCAAACCCUACCUCCAGUCGCUAGCUACCUCUGCAGAUCCAAACCUCCCCUCGCCCCGCCCCCGGCUGCCAUGCGGAUCCGCAGGUCCGCCUCCCGGCUGCUGGGCGGCGCAGCCGCUGCCUUGGCCCCCGCCCCGGCCCCCUCUGACCCGCCUCGAUUCGAGUUGUCCCCGCCGCCGCCGCCGCCGGCGGCGACGGACCAAGCCCACGAAUCCAGCGCCGGCUUGGUGGCGCCCGAGGCCUCCUCCUGCGUGGAGCCCUGCUGCGUGCUCAGCAUGUCGCCGUGGGACCUCAUGGACCAGUUCGACCUCGCGGAUCCCGAGGUGGAGGAACGCUUCGAGAAGACUUACUUCAGAACUACACGACGAGCUAGUUGGCUCUUCCCAUCCAGUAUCUGCAUGCCGAACGGCUCCAUCAAGGAGAAGACGACUGUAGAUAUGGUCGAUGGGGCCAUCAACAUGGCUGCAAAAACGACAAAGGGGAAGAAGAAUGAGAGCAAGUCAAAGACGAAUAAGGGGAUCAAAGUGAAGAAGGGAUUGUGGACAUGCAACAAGGGGGAUGGCAAGAAGCCACCAAUGAAGAGGCCCGUCGUUGACAUGGGCGAGGCGUUCUACUACUACGCAGGGUUUGGCCCCUCAUGCAACUCCAAGAGGCAUUGCAGAUCAAGCGGUGGUAGUAGUGUGCUGGAAGAACCUCCACUACCCAUUGAACAACAGAAAGAUGGGAGAAUGCCAACAUUGUCAACAUUGCAGAUCAAGAGACACAGGUCGAGAAGCCUAGGCUCAAUGGGAGAAUGCCAACAUUGUCAUCUGCGACAAGGAGAGAAACAACGACGACGCACUUGGUUGCAAUGGCAAACAAUUGCGCGACAUUAUGAUGAUGAAGAGCUUGUUCAAGAAGAGGUGGAGGAGGCCUGUUAAAGCCCGAUCGCUCAAGUCGCUGAUGUAAUUGCGUGGCUCAAGAGAAGCUUGGUAUUACGAAGCUUGGCUCGAUCGACUUUAUCUAGUUAGCUCAGCAUAGCUUGCUCCAGUUUUGGAGCUAAGUUACCAAUCAAUAUAGAAACUGUACAAUAUUUUUUAUUCCAUUGUGUUUUAACUAUGUGUGGUGUUUAAAUUUCUGAUAAUUAAUUUUCCUUCA
Messenger RNA from Triticum aestivum (bread wheat), 1167 nucleotides. RefSeq lists its product as uncharacterized. NCBI's taxonomy places the organism in Eukaryota, Viridiplantae, Streptophyta, Magnoliopsida, Poales, Poaceae. The record is from RefSeq and is a predicted model, not a curated record. The coding region runs from base 102 to 950 and encodes 282 amino acids. The transcript is spliced from 2 exons.